Molecule: messenger RNA, 473 nt
Organism: Neurospora tetraspora
Lineage: Eukaryota; Fungi; Ascomycota; Sordariomycetes; Sordariales; Sordariaceae
Product: DNA repair protein rad5
Exons: 4
Coding region: 63-359 (98 amino acids)
Biological process (GO): DNA repair
Cellular component (GO): nucleus
Molecular function (GO): ATP-dependent activity, acting on DNA
Source: RefSeq, a predicted model, not a curated record
UCUGGUAGCUUGCAAGACUCAUAAAGACCUUCCAAGAAGACCCUCAAGCGUCCGUUCUUAUCAUGUCUGUGGGUACAGGGGCAGUCGGGCUCAAUCUCACAGCGGCGAGUCACGUACACGUCGUUGAACCGCACUGGAAUCCUUCAGUCGAGGCACAGGCCAUCGCUAGGGCAAUUCGCAUGGGCCAGACGAAAAAUGUCAUCGUGACGAGGUACAUCAUGAAAGGAACAGUGGAAGAAAACAUUGUUGCAUUACAGACCAAGAAGCAAACGCUCGCGAAGUUGACAUUCGACACAGGUGAUGGAGUUAACGAGAACCUGGAGGACUUCAAAACCGUGCUAGGUGUUAAACUUGAUUAGUACCACUCGUAUCAGACACGCACACAUCAACCCCGAGGCUGAACAAUUAGGUGUGCGAGUGAGACCUGCACAAUGAUGAGACUAGGGUAUCUUUUAUGACUCCGGACAAACGAC